Molecule: messenger RNA, 6195 nt
Organism: Photinus pyralis (common eastern firefly)
Lineage: Eukaryota; Metazoa; Arthropoda; Insecta; Coleoptera; Lampyridae
Product: zinc finger protein 142-like
Exons: 5
Coding region: 481-5856 (1791 amino acids)
Biological process (GO): regulation of gene expression
Cellular component (GO): nucleus
Source: RefSeq, a predicted model, not a curated record
UUACACGAAAUUGGUCUUUUAGAUGAAAUUAAAAUCUAAUCUAAGAACGAGUUGGCGGCUUCACAACAAGGCAAGCCACAAGGUCUUUAAAUAAACAUCAUCAAUAGAUACGUGUCAGCAAUUGGCAAGAGGAAAUCGUAAUCGCAGCAAUAGAAUGGAUAUGGCGUCGGAGUGACGUCUUUCUUGCGCAAGAGCCGUACAACAAUGCAGGUUAUUUGUCUUCCCUUAAAGAAUAAAAAUGAUCGAUGAUGGAAUGGAAGACGAUAACGUCGCCCUCGUCCUGUUGGAAAAACGUAUUCGUAACAGACCCCAGCAACAUGACGCAACCACGGUGUUGGAGACCUGAUGUAGCCGGGAGGGAGGGCUACCAUCGAGUCAGCCAGCGGGCGCACUCGAGAAGUGGAUGGCAGGCAGCGUGGCAGUGUUCUUUUCUCAGCGUCUGGAGAUCCGUAGCGACGCUUUUGUGGUGGACGGGCUAGCAUGUCCGUUCCGUCGAUGGUGCAUCGAUCAGGAGAUUCUUUUGUUGUGCGCAGCGUCGUAAGUGGUGACGCGCUGUUUGGUACAGGCGACGCAGUAGAGGACGUCGAGGCUAGUGACGAAUUAUUAGAAUACUGUGACGAUAAGGAUUUGCCGGAGUGUAAAAUUAGAAGAAACUAUUCGUGCGGUAGUUGCGAUUAUUUCACGCAAAAUCCGAGACAGUAUUUGUACCAUUUGCGGGACGAUCACAAUGAGAAGGUAAGAAUCUACGAGUGUCCGAAUUGUAUAUACGCGUCGAAGCACUUUCAAAAGCUUCUGCGUCACUCGAAGAUGGUGCACGGGAGUACGGAGGGCGUAGAGGUCCCAGAAUUCGCGCGGUUUAAAAACAAAAAACGUAAGUCUCCCGAUGAUGGCGACGAGAUGACGGAGGAAUCUUUGGAAGACGGCGAAGAGGAAGACGGUGAGAAGGUGGCAAGUUUUAAGUGCUCUCUGUGCGCGUUUGUCGCUCGCAAUCAACCUCAAUUGAAUAAGCACGAACGUGAAGAACACAUCAAAACCACCUUUUUUCGAUGCAUUAAAUGUACGUACGUGACGCACCUUAAGGCGCGCUUUACGAAGCACGUCAAGUACCAUUCUAUGCCGAUGAUCAAGUGCGAUAUGUGCGACUUCCGUACACCUUACAAGUGGAAUCUGGAUCGUCAUUGCAAGAAUCACAACGGACGUGGUGCUUUUCGGUGUUCGGCCUGCAACUUUACCGCCGAUAUCAAACAGAGUUUGACCGUGCACGAGAUGAAUCAUCACGUUCCACCAGUGGGACAGGCGGCGGGUCUUGGUGUGGGACGACGUCGCAAUAAGGUGGGGGCCAGCGACUCCGUCGAAGCCGAGGAGGUAAACCAGCAGUCGCCGUCCGAUCCAGAUCCGUGCGUAGCCGCUGCCGUGGACAGUAAUAAAAAACUAACAGACCAGAAGUUAAAAAUAUCCGCCAAGAAGACGAAAUUUGCCAAUAAUCAAAAUCGCGACUACGGCUCCGACUUUAUACAUCCUGACGACAUUAUUCAUCACGCAAAUGGUAACAUUUACAUUAAAACAAAAUGCAAAUUGUGUAAUUACAAAACGGCGUGGGAUGGGGAAAUGGCCAAACACGAGCAGAAAGUCCACAACAUCGUAAGACCAGGAGCUGCCAAAAAGGCUGUUAAGAAACCGGCGCGACCCAUACCGAAUUUGAUACCGAUACCGACUCAAACUUCGGUUAUUAAAUUGAAAUCUGAAAAACCACCACCCGAACCGGUAAUGAGCCAGAAGGACAUCAACGAUAUUUGUGCAAAGUCCGCUAACAGUGCGCUACGCGAUUUCGCAUCGUUAUUCGGUAGUGAAGACGUGUUCAAAACGAACGUGAAAAGGGAUCCCGAAAUGCCAGAGCUUUUACCGGCGGUACCCCUCUAUACGUACACACCAAAGGACAAGGAAGUGAGCAUCUUCAAGGAGAAAAAUGCCUCAUUCUUCGAUAAACUUAAGGAAAAACUUCUUAAUGGCGCGGGCGAAGCCUACAAUCUAACCUGUCAGUAUUGCGGACACGAAAGUAAGUGCCUAUCCGAGUCGUCGUCUCAUCAAAAAAGUUGCGGCAAAGAGCAAAGCCACGCGCAGUCACUAACGCGAGUACACAACAUAAGCUCCAGUCGAUGUCAACACUGUCGCCAGCGAUGUAAGUCCAGCACUGACCUCUACCAUCACCUUAAAACAUGCCCGGAAGCAUUGAAAGUUUUGAACCACAUGGAAAUCGACGAACCACAGCCGAAAAUUGAAAUUGUACCCGAACGUAGUUCUCCAUCGAUCACCGAACAACCUCAUCCGAUGGAAAAUAAAGUUUUCGUUUGGAACAACAUUGUGGCCCCACUAGAGAUCGAUGAGGAAGACCACCAAUAUGACUACCUGGAUGACAAACAGGAAGACAACGUAUCGCUCGACCUCUCGGUCCGUACCCAAUCUCCUGGAAGCGAAAAUAGUUAUCUGGGCGCCGAACAACCCCAACCAAGUGUAGCGGUCAAUAACGACAAGGUACCGACGCACGGUAACGACAUCAGUGUCGCGCAGGUGGCACAACACAAACGUGUCUUCAAAUGCCCCCAUUGCUCUUUCUGGGCGUCCACCGCGUCCCGAUUCCACGUCCACAUUGUGGGGCACUUAAACAAAAAGCCGUUCGAGUGCUCCCUGUGCGCGUACAGAUCGAAUUGGCGCUGGGAUAUCACGAAGCAUAUCAAACUAAAAUCGGUGAGAGACCCCGCGCAUGAAAAAGCAAAAGUCUUGAUGACCGACGAAACGGGCCGUCGUAAUUACACCAAGUACAACAAAUACCUAACCGAAAUUCCGAUAAUGGGCGACCAAAAUGAAACGAGCGGUGGCGCUGGCACGCGACCAAAGGUACACGACACCCUCGACAACUCGCUAAGCCAGCGGCCCAUCCUACCCAAACCCGAGUUACCGAAGCUGUCGAGGGCGCCUACCAGCGGCGAUUUCAGUCCACUUCUGCGUUCUCCCUUAAGACCGCCGCCGCCGCUUAAGGCCGCCGAUGAGUCUUUCUUUGCGAAAAUGUCAGAGAAGCGACGCAACACGCCUGAAAAUAAGAAAACAAUUUGGAAAUGCAAAAUGUGCAACUUUAGGGAUGCAUCCCACGAAAAACUAUUAACUCACGUAAAGGGACAUUACCAACAUGACAAUCAGAUGAGUCAAACAAACGGCAGCGGUUUGGGAAUGCAAGCAGUUGAUGAUGAGGCAAGUGAUAGUAGAAAUCGGUCACAUGCGCCUUUCCGGUGUGGUCACUGUCAUCAGGUAUCGAACUGGAAGCAUGUCAUUCAGCGUCAUUGCCGCUUGAAGCAUAGUGGUGACAUACGUGUUGUAAUCGGCAGUAAGAAUGGACCGGAACGUGUCGAAAUGGAGGAGCAAUUAGAUGAACCGGAUCAUGUGGAUCUUCCUCAAGUGGGCACUUUCAAAUGUAAACAGUGCCCAUUUUCAAACAAUGACAAUGACGAGUUCGAAAUCCACCUAAAUAGUCAUAUACCAAAAGCUAACAGCAUCAUGAAGUGUUACUUUUGCCCUUUCUUCGUAACACAAAAGGAAGAACUACUCGGUCACCUACAUCUCCACGGAAUAACUGAUCCGGAAGAUUACAUGUUAAAAAUGUUGGAGAAGAGUUAUCCCGACUCUGAACAAAGUAAACGAUACAAAUGUAUGACGUGUCCGUACGUGACAAACAGUAAAUCUCAAUUUCUAUACCACAAACAAUUCCACAAACCGAGAGGUGGUCAAUACACUUGCACUCACUGCAGCUAUAAUGUAAGCAAGCGCCAUCUACUACAUCAACAUCUAAAAGUGCAUGGAAUUAAUGUGACAUCUCAAAAGCAGAACGGCGACGUGAUCGAUUUAGACGAAUUUCCAGAUGAAACUGAAGAGACCCCGGCAUUGAAUACAAAUUUCGACUCUCAAAAUUUCGCAGACAUUCCUCUGGUAUGGGUAUCGAAGGGCGAUAAGUUUUCUAAAAUGUUCAAGUGUCGAUAUUGUCCUCAUGUAAAUUUGCGCAAAGUUAAUAUUCAAGAGCAUGAAAAAAUGCACGGGGUAAGAGAAAAGGCGUCUACAAAAGGUAACGAAAUCGAACAUCACUGUUCCGAAUGUAACUACGUGUGCAAUAAUGCGGGAGUUCUCUCUUCACAUUCCAAAGUUCAUCAGGGUCUAUACGGCGAAAUACACUGUCUUGUCGAUCAUACCAAGUCGGAUGAUGAACAAAUACGAGAGCUCAGUCGAUUCAUAAAUUACAAUGCAAGCACCCAUCAAGACAUCGAAACCAUUAAUGUCGACGAAGACGUUUGCGAAGAAACGAGCAUAGGAAAUGAGAUGGUAAAAGGGGAGGUUACACUUUAUUUUUGUGAGCACUGUCCAGCACGUUUUUUCAAAGAAAACGAAUAUACAAUACACUUUAGGUUUCACAUGGUACGUCUUUACUACAAGUGCGAAUAUUGCACAUACACUGCGAGACAAAAACACUUCUUAUUAGCGCAUAACAAAGUGCAUUCCUACGAGUAUCAAGAACGAACGAAGGAGAUACAAGAUUGUUACAGUACAAGUCCUAACCAUCCCCAACCGAGAAUUGGCGCUAUAAACCAAAACGGUCAAAUUAUCUGGAUAGUUACCGAAAAUAACUACCAAGGAAAUACGGAGCAAUACGAAAUUGACCUCGACUCUCCUAGUAAUAAUAAUAAAAGUUCAUCAAAUGUGCCCCUGUCUGGCACGGAAUUAUUUCAGCAGCGCUCAGAAGCGCAGCAGAAGCAGGCAGGCAAAAUUAUAAUACGUCCGAACGAUCAUUUCCCCCCCAAUCCCUUACCAAUCGAUCCCCAAUUUGGCACUUUGAUGCACGGAAAUCCGAAAUUCAUCUAUCCGACAUAUCUGAAAAAUGGCCGUAUGAAAGAAAAACGCUAUAAAUGUCACAAAUGUCCGAGCGCGUUUGAAAAACGAGAGCAGUACAAGGUGCAUUUGAGUCUUCACGGUGCCAAACAACGGUAUAAAUGUGACCAUUGCGACUAUUCCGUUAAAUACUAUGCAAAUUAUGUGCAGCACCUCAAGAAGCACCAAAUGAACGCGGACGCACAAGCCGCGAAAAAGGCGGAAGACUUAUCAGAGGACAACGACGAGAACGAGGAGGAGGAACUUAUGGAAGUUAGCAACGUGAGGUCGAGCAAAAGCAUUAAUGCGAAAAGCCGUACUGUCGCCGAUCGUCAAGCCAUUAUGAUUACUAACCAAAGAAGAGACAGUGCCAGUAGUAGCACUAAGGAAGUUUCCGCGGAAGAGAAGAAACUGUUCUGGUGUCCCAGUUGUCCCUACACUAAUUAUCGAAAAGACGCAGUCGAUAAUCAUCACAAGCGACACAUAAGUGUCUCCGGACUGAAGAAUAAUUAUACGUGCGAGUAUUGCGAUUACUCAGUUCCACAAGUUCACUUUCUACGAGACCACGUAAAGUUACACUUUACGUCUAGUAAGGUAAAUGUCGCAGAUGGUUACAUGAUAUGUGAUAACAUGAAACUAUCGACAACUAAAAUUGUUAAUGGAGAAGACGACGAGGGGGAAAAAAGCGAGGAAACCGACGAUAACGAAGAGUGCAUCUUUGAAGAUACGGGCGGACCAAUGGACGAUAGUGGUAGAUUUUUGCCUAAUAUAGAAGACAAGCUUAUUCAGCGAUUGAACAACAACGAUGGUGAGAAAAUUUUCAUUAACAAAGAAACUGGUGAAGUAUUAGAAAAGAUUGAUGUCGAUAAAGAGGGUACGUCAGAUUUUUCUCUGAUCAAAUUUACCGAUAAUAAUUUCUCGGCCAGUCAAAGUUGUAGUGAUAUAUAACUUAUUAUUUAAUUUAAUUUUUUGCGAUCGGAUAUUUCAUUGGGGAAUGUGUCGUAUUCGAAAGCAUAUGUUUAAAUGUAUUGUACAAAUUAAUUAAAUAUCUAAUGCCUUCUAAAGUAUUUUUGCAAAGUAUUUUUGCACUUUUAGAUGAGUAGUUAGUGAUGAGUACAGAAUAAUUCCUUAUGUAUUAUAUAGUACAUUAUUUGUUAUUUCUAAUAGUGUUUUCUUUUUUUUUUAUUGUAUAUUUGUAUGGGUUAUAAACAAUGCCAAAGCAUCUAAUGCCAAAUGCCAUGUUUCAAAUUGUAUUUUUAUUUGAAAAUUAAAUGCAAUCUGUUUUAU